AUGUCUUCCUAUGCGGCGAUAAGCGCUGGACCCUCCGAGCACGAGGACAGGCCGGCAAGCGCGGCCUCACACAGAGGCAGACGGUCGCGCCAUGGCAAACGAGACGUUGGCUUCACCGGACAGGCUACAUGGGCAAGCAGUGUCAUUAAUCUGGUCAACACAAUCUUGGGAGCAGGCCUCCUGGCCAUGCCGCACGCCCUGUCGCAAAUGGGCAUUCUACUAGGAUGCUGCGUUAUCGUGUGGUCAGGUCUCACAGCGGGCUUCGGCCUCUACCUUCAAACUCGAUGCGCCAAAUACCUCGAUCGUGGAACCGCCUCCUUCGCCUCGCUCUCGAAAAUAACAUACCCCAAUGCUGCCGUCGUUUUCGAUGCCGCGAUCGCCAUCAAGUGCUUCGGUGUCGGAGUCAGUUACUUGAUCAUCAUCGGAGACCUCAUGCCCGGAGUUGUUAGAGGAUUCAGUGAAGCUGCUGGAGAGAUUGGAUUCCUUGUGGACCGUCAGUUCUGGGUCACAGCUUUCAUGCUCAUUGUCAUUCCCUUGUCUUUCCUCCGUCGGCUUGAUUCCCUCAAGUACACCAGCAUGAUAGCCUUGGUGUCUAUUUCCUACCUUGUUAUUCUUGUUCUCGCCCAUUUCUUCAAGGGAGACACCAUGGCAGAUCGCGGCGAAGUUCACGUCAUCGCUUGGUCGGGACCGGUCGCCGCGCUCUCCGUCUUUCCCGUCGUUGUCUUUGCCUAUACAUGCCACCAGAAUAUGUUUUCCAUUCUCAACGAAAUCUUUGACAACUCCCACUUCCGCACCACGUCCGUUGUCAGCGCCAGCAUUGGUUUGGCCUGCUCCCUUUAUAUUCUCGUUGGCAUCACCGGAUAUCUUUCAUAUGGCGAUAAAGUUGGCGGCAACAUCGUCAGCAUGUAUGCUCCAUCCGUUGCUUCGACUAUCGGCCGUCUGGCAAUUGUCAUUCUGGUUAUGUUCUCCUAUCCUCUGCAAGUUCACCCGUGCCGUGCUUCCAUUGAUGCGGUCGUAAGUUGGCGACCGCAGCGAACUUCCAACUCUUCUCGCACGAGCAAUACCGAAGGCUCUCCCUCGAGCGAGCACAGCGCUCCGCUACUUGGGCCGCCUAAGCCGAACAACGGGCCCAUUGCUGCUCCUCUGCAGCCCAAGGCUGAACCAAUGAGCGAGAUGCGUUUCGCCAUCAUCACGACCACCAUUAUCGUGCUCAGUUAUAUAACAGCCAUGUCCGUUUCCUCACUCGAAAAGGUGCUUGCAUACGUUGGCAGCACCGGAAGCACGGCCAUCAGCUUCAUUCUCCCGGGCAUCUUUUAUUAUAAGAUUUCAUCCCCUGAAAGCCCGCACCACCAGCGUCUUCUCAAGGACGAGGACGACGAGGAAGAGUGGAAUUCCGGAGACGAAGAGAACAUGACGGAGUCAGGACUUCUGAUUAGAAAUUUGGUGACCAAGACGAGAAGCUUCAGAAGGGGUCUUUUGAGGAAGUUGAGCCUGGCCCUGGCGAUCUAUGGUUUGGUUGUCAUGGUUGUUUGCUUGGGGACCAAUACUUUCUUGAUCGCGGCGCACUAG
Messenger RNA from Diplodia corticola, 1569 nucleotides. RefSeq names its product amino acid transporter. Gene Ontology annotation, molecular function: L-serine transmembrane transporter activity; L-histidine transmembrane transporter activity; L-arginine transmembrane transporter activity. Gene Ontology annotation, biological process: amino acid transmembrane transport. Gene Ontology annotation, cellular component: fungal-type vacuole membrane. The transcript is spliced from 6 exons. Lineage: Eukaryota; Fungi; Ascomycota; Dothideomycetes; Botryosphaeriales; Botryosphaeriaceae. The record is from RefSeq and is a predicted model, not a curated record. Bases 1 to 1569 code for a protein of 522 amino acids.